AUGCCAGAACAAACACAGCAAUUUCCAACCCAUAACGAAUUCAGAAGUGAUACAUUCACUGUGCCUACCCAGAAGAUGCUGGAAUCGGUGCUGACUUGCACUGUUGGUGACUCUGUUUACAAGGAAGACCAAGACUGUCUUGAUCUCGAAGACAAGGUGGCGAGGCUAAGUGGACAUGAAGCUGCCCUAUUUUGCUCCUCCGGUACAAUGUCAAACCAAAUCGCCCUAAGGGCACACUUAUUCCAGCCUCCACACUCCAUCCUCUGCGACUACAGAGCCCAUGUCUACUCGCACGAGGCCGGUGGAUUGGCCACUCUCUCGCAGGCCAUGGUUUCGCCAGUCAGACCCGCCAAUGGAAAUUACAUAACAUUGGAUGAUAUCUUGGAAAAUUACAUCCCGGAUGACGGUGACAUUCAUAUGGCACCAACCAAGGUUGUCUCGUUGGAGAACACCUUGCAUGGUAUCAUAACCCCGUAUGAAGAGAUUGAGCGCAUUUCUCAAUGGUGCAAAGAAACGGGUAUUCUCUUACAUUGUGACGGUGCAAGGCUAUGGAAUGCAUCCGCAGAAACUGGUAUCUCCAUCCACGAUUACUGUAGAUUGUUUGAUUCCGUCUCCCUUUGUUUGUCAAAAUCUUUGGGUGCACCAUUUGGUUCAAUUCUUGUUGGUAAAAAGAAGUUUAUUGAAAAAUGUAACCAUUUCAAAAAGCAAAAUGGUGGUGGUAUUAGACAGGCGGGUAUGUUGGCCAAGAUGGCUUCCAUUGCAAUCGAUGACAACUUUGACAAGAUCAAAAUCUCCCAUCAAUAUGCUAAAAAUGUCGGCCAGUUUUGCGUUGAGAAAGGUAUACCUUUGGAAUCACCGGUUGAUACAUCGUUUGUGUUUCUUGAUUCCAAGAAGUUCAAAGUUAACCCUUCAACUUAUGAUAUCAUUUCCAAAAAAUACAAUGUCAGAACAAUGGGUAACAGACUGGCUUUCCAUUAUCAGAAUUCCCCAGAAGCUAUCGAAAACCUAAAGUCGGCGUUACUUGAGGCGUACCAAGAUUCCUUGGUCCAUCCGUAUACAACCAAAGGUGCAGCAAAACUGUAUCGUACUCCUUCCGUCAGUUCAACUAAAACAUUAGUUGAGCAUGUUCAUCAUUAA
Messenger RNA from Pichia kudriavzevii, 1137 nucleotides. RefSeq lists its product as uncharacterized. Lineage: Eukaryota; Fungi; Ascomycota; Pichiomycetes; Pichiales; Pichiaceae. The transcript has a single exon. Bases 1 to 1137 code for a protein of 378 amino acids. Gene Ontology annotation, molecular function: L-allo-threonine aldolase activity. Gene Ontology annotation, cellular component: cytosol. Gene Ontology annotation, biological process: L-threonine catabolic process; glycine biosynthetic process. The record is from RefSeq and is a predicted model, not a curated record.